Messenger RNA from Drosophila suzukii, 1204 nucleotides. RefSeq names its product signal recognition particle receptor beta (gene SrpRbeta). NCBI's taxonomy places the organism in Eukaryota, Metazoa, Arthropoda, Insecta, Diptera, Drosophilidae. Gene Ontology annotation, molecular function: GTP binding. Gene Ontology annotation, cellular component: cytoplasm; Golgi apparatus. Gene Ontology annotation, biological process: intracellular protein transport; vesicle-mediated transport. The record is from RefSeq and is a predicted model, not a curated record.
GUUGUAAAGCGCUCGGCGUACAUGAAUGCGUGUCAUUUUCCCCCGUCCGGAUUGUUUGGUGUUUUUGUUAGCCGAAAAUGGACAAACUAAAUGAGAAUGCCCGGGAGCGGAAGCAAAUUAAGCUGGGCGAGAUCGACACGGGUCCCAUAUUGGUGGCCCUAUUGCUGGGCUUCAUUGCAGUGGCCAUCUUUGUGAUCCUGCGAAGACGCUCAACCGGCCGCAAGGACUUCCUGCUCACCGGCCUCAGUGAAUCCGGCAAGAGUGCCAUCUUCAUGCAGCUGCUCCAUGGCAAGUUCCCGGUCACUUUUACAUCAAUCAAGGAGAAUGUGGGUGACUACCAGGUGGGCAACUCAUCCGUCAGGCUGGUGGACAUUCCCGGACACUACAGGGUGCGCGACAAGUGCUUGGAGCUAUACAAACAUCGUGCCAAGGGCAUAGUCUUUGUGGUGGACUCGGUUACGGCUCAAAAAGACAUCCGUGAUGUGGCUGAUUUCCUCUACACUAUUCUAUCAGACAGUGCCACCCAGCCCUGCUCCGUGUUGGUCCUUUGCAACAAACAGGAUCUAACCACCGCCAAGAGCGCCCAAGUCAUCAAAACCCUGCUGGAAAAGGAACUUCACACAGUGCGCGAUACCAGGAGCCGUAAACUGCAAUCCGUGGGCGACGACGAUGCCAACAAACCCAUCACAUUGGGCAAGCUUGGUCGCGAUUUCGAAUUCUCACACAUCGCACAGAAUAUCCAGUUUGUGGAGGCCUCCGCCAAGGAUCAUGAACUGAAUCCCCUCACCGAUUGGCUGGCUCGACUGCUGUGAAGAGGGUACAAAGUCCUCAGACUGGGAAAACAUUGAAAUGCUAAAUGAACGAAUGCGGAACACAAGACAACAUAUUGAUAUUUAUUUUACCGCUUAAAAACCUCCAUAUCGUAUAUAUGCCAUGCCUAUAUAUCGCUGUUAGAGUAUAAAUCCGUGCAUUGUUAUAUACCCUUUAACCAUUUGCUUCCUUCCAUUGUUCCCGCUUAAUUUUAGCUUAUGGAAAUUUUUAUACUUUUUAGCGUUAAUUUGUCGGUAGGUAUUUGAAUAAGAAUCAUGUAUCGAACGAUUUAUAAAAAACAUCGGAGCAAGAAGUGUGCAUUUAUAAUCCCUGAUACUGAUUUUACAGGCUCAGUGAAGGCUUAAAAAAUAAAAAAUACGGGUUAUCAAGAAAA